Messenger RNA from Strigops habroptila (Kakapo), 2812 nucleotides. RefSeq names its product BCL10 immune signaling adaptor (gene BCL10). Gene Ontology annotation, molecular function: NF-kappaB binding; protein kinase B binding; kinase activator activity. The transcript is spliced from 3 exons. Gene Ontology annotation, biological process: adaptive immune response; apoptotic process; canonical NF-kappaB signal transduction. The record is from RefSeq and is a predicted model, not a curated record. Lineage: Eukaryota; Metazoa; Chordata; Aves; Psittaciformes; Psittacidae. Bases 57 to 803 code for a protein of 248 amino acids. Gene Ontology annotation, cellular component: CBM complex; cytosol.
CCGGGCGGAAGCGCGGCCGUGACCGGUUUCCCGCAGUGGCGGCGGAGGGUUCCGCUAUGGAGGGGCCGGGGCCGGGUUCGGGUUCGGGCGCUGCGGGGCGGCUGCUGACGGAGGACGAGAUGGCCGAGGUGAAGAAGGAUGCAUUAGAAAGGAUGCGUCCUUACCUGUGUGAUAAAAUCAUAGCUGAGAGACACUUUGAUUACCUCCGUUCAAGGAAAAUACUCACUAGAGAGGACACGGAAGAAAUUUCUUCUCGAUCUUCCAGUAGGAAGAAAACUGGGAAGUUAUUGGACUACUUAGCAGAGAACCCAAAGGGACUAGAUGUUUUGAUUGAAUCUAUCAGACGGGAAAGAACACAAAACUUCCUGUUACAAAAGAUAACUGAUGUAGUGUUGAAAGUCAAAAAUGAAAAACUUGAAGCUCUCAAAGGUCUGAGCUGCAGCACCUGUAUGACUUCACUGUAUGGAGGAACAAAUAAUCUUUCUAGAUCAUAUUCUGAUGAAUCUAAUUUUUUUGAUAAAACAAAAGACAAAGAAUCUACCCAGAUACAUCACCCGGAAGAAGAUUACAGCACUGCCGCAUUUGUGUCUGCCGUCUCUCUUCAUUCAAUGAAUUUACCAAUUGCAGAGAUGGGAAAUGCAGAGAGUGCUGUUUUCUCAGCCACCCUUCCAGGGCCUGGAGACCCCGGGGCUCCCCCGCUCCCGCCAGAGCUCCAGGCAGAGCAGCAAGAACCGUGUAGUAGUUCAAGUGAAAAUUGCUUUCUGCCUUUAAGGUCACGUUCUCUUCAGCCACAGUCAAUGUAGUGACUUUUGUCUGUUCAUUCAGAUGGUACCGAAACUUGGUGUGAUGGCUCGUAAAGGUUAAAGCAAUGUUUUCAAACUGUUAACUAGGAAAAUCAGAGGCAACAAUCCAUUUACUGCUUUGAGGAGUAAUUUCUUUUUUUUUUUUUCUUAAUAAUUUGAUGACUGGAGCUGCUUGAUUUAAUGUUCUCUGGGAGCUUUUUUCCAAAAGAUCAUGGUAUUAUACCAGCAAAAGGUUAUUUUUUAAACCAGUGUAUUUAAGAUUUCACAGUUAGCUGCAGAUACAGAACAUAUGUGGUUUUUUCUUCCUACAGAAACUAACAAGUCUGCUUUUCUUAAUGUUUUUGUGACAGGUGAAUUGGGAAAGAUGGUUAGGAAAGAUAUUGAGUAUUGAAAAAUAAAUUCCUGAACUAAAAGCUUAAGCUUACUUACCAAACAGCUUGAACUCAUUUACCAAAUUAGAAUUUACCUUACAGAGAAACAUUUGCCCUCUACAUAGGUGUGUGCAGCUCCAUUUGCAAAACAAAACCCAAACUGAAAAUCAAAGUCUGUAGUUACACUUAUUUGCAAGAAGUCUUGUAAUUGUCUCAACUUUGUCCUACUAGUAAACCAAAAGGCACUCAGUAUCGUAGUGAUUUGAGUUGGCAAAUAUACUUCCACAAGUCUUGGCAUAUUAUUCUUGUGUAUUUGUUAGAGAUUUCUGAUUUGACGUGCACUUUAAAUUCUCAUUAGUACUGGAAAAGGAAUGUAAACUGCUGUAACAGCAUCAUGUGGGCUAUAAGACAGUGUUAUUUUAUAAUGCUCUUAAGGAGCAAAGCUUGUAUGUUUUGUCCUAGUAGGUAAGUAGAAGAGUCCUGUAGCAAGAACACAUCCAUACUGAAGGACUCUUGGAAAUGUUGCACUUCAGAUACCUACUCUUAAAAGCAGAUAGACAGGUUUACAUUUCAAAUUGUUUAGAGUCAAAUGCAUUUUAAACUAUUUCAACAUGGGAAGGUUCUCAUUUCUUAACACAGUGUAACAUUCUUUAUUCCUCUCACACUCUAUUCUUGUCAUCUUCUUGUUCCAAAGUUGGCCUGUAAUCACUUUAAAAUUACUUGGCAAAGACAAACUCAUAUGUGGAAAUGCGUACAGUUGUGUUCUGCAGUGCUACACUUUAAAGUCAUGGGAUGUUUUCAGCAUAUCAAAGGAUAGGUUUCUGUUUAAGGCUUUAAAUUAUUUUGGCUCUCAGGCAGGGCUUAUAGCCGUGUAAUUCUAUUCAAAUUCAAACCCAGGUAGUAUUCCUAAGCUGUGUUCUCCCUUUGUGGAGACAGGCCAUCAGCAGGACCUCAAUACAGCGUCUUUUUUCUUCAUAAUGUUUACUCUGGUUUUGGAAGUAGGUUAAAAUAAACUGCAGUGUCCAACUACCCUCCAUACUUAGUAUAUGAAUAGCUUACAUUCGAUAAAGAUGUGGGCUUCUGCUCAGUGUUUAUAAAAAUCCUCAUUUUUCUUAUAUACCUCUAAGGUCAUGAGGCUGCCUGGAUGGUGAAAGUGCUCUUUAGCAAAAGUGAUUUGUUCAGAAGGUACUCUGGAAGCUAAGUGCCUAAAUAUGUAAGCAAAAUUUUGCUCUCUUAACAUGAAAUUAAGGGAAGGCUUAAAUCACCCUCUUCCAUUAACUUGAACUGUAGUCACAUGUGCUUGGGAUGUCUAGAAUUUGAUUUGUCUAAAUACCCACUGUAACCACUUGAAGAGCUGUGCUCAGGUUUGGGUCCCUCCAUGGGUUCUUGUCAGCGGAGGACAGUGAGCAAGCUUGGCCUUAACUGAAACAGAGCAUCAGCUCGGGGUGAAGACUGCCCUGCAGAUAGAAAUCCAACCACCAGCGCACCGUGCAGGGAUCGCUCCUGCACGCAGCCUGCUUACCUGAGGCUUUGAAUGAAUGUAUUAUCUUACCAAAUGGUUGUAACGUGCUUUUUCUUUUUUAAAAAUGGAAAUAUUUUUAUCACAACUUUUGGAAUAAAUUCUUUUGUAUAACAGCC